UCGUAGCCAAACAUUGCAGUUUCGUUGUCUCUUGUCGGAGAAGAAUGUCGCUGAUGGAUAAUCUGUUAGGUAUCCUCCGCGUUCGCGUCAAACGCGGCGUCAACCUCGCCGUCCGUGACGUUUCCAGCAGCGAUCCUUACGUCGUCCUCAAGCUUGGCCGUCAGAAACUCAAAACCAAAGUGGUGAAGAAAAACAUAAACCCACAAUGGGAAGAAGACUUGACCUUCACGGUUACCGACCCGAAUCUCCCGCUCAAUCUGGUUGUAUACGACCAUGACUUCUUUAGCAAGGAUGAUAAAAUGGGAGAUGCCGAGAUAGAUUUGAAACCCUACAUUGAAGCUCUACGUAUGGAGCUAUCUGGCUUACCAGACGGAACCAUAAUAUCGACGAUCCAUCCGAACCGCAGCAACUGUUUAGCCGAGGAAAGCUACAUACGGUGGAGCAAUGAUCGAAUCGUUCAGAGCUUUUGUCUCCGUCUCCGUAACGUUGAGCGUGGUGAAGUGGAACUCGAGCUUCAGUGGAUUGAUCUCCCUGGUUCUAAAGGCUUGUAAAACAAAACUUGUAACACUACCUUAUUGGGCUUUGCCCAUUAUAUCACCACAAUACGAGGCCUUCGAAGAUGACGGUUCGGUUUGGUGAUAUAUUCUUACAAUAAACAUUUUUAAAUAAUAAUUAAUAUUUUAAUUA
Molecule: messenger RNA, 687 nt
Organism: Brassica napus (rape)
Lineage: Eukaryota; Viridiplantae; Streptophyta; Magnoliopsida; Brassicales; Brassicaceae
Product: protein C2-DOMAIN ABA-RELATED 3
Exons: 3
Coding region: 45-551 (168 amino acids)
Source: RefSeq, a predicted model, not a curated record